Paramacrobiotus metropolitanus is the source of this 1257-nucleotide messenger RNA. RefSeq lists its product as uncharacterized. Lineage: Eukaryota; Metazoa; Tardigrada; Eutardigrada; Parachela; Macrobiotidae. The coding region runs from base 199 to 987 and encodes 262 amino acids. The transcript has 7 exons. The record is from RefSeq and is a predicted model, not a curated record.
UGCCAGCACAAUUACCAUAAACAAUAAAUAAGUAAUAUCUGCCUCUUUUGUUCAGUCUUUUUUUAUUAAUAUAUAGGACUAUCUGCCUUCUUUGGACGUCUUUGCGAAUCCUGAGCGAAUUACUUACUUAAUUACCCGGCAUGUACCGACAAAUUUAAACCCAUAUAUAUUAAAACACGAUAAAAAACUGCGACAAACAUGUGGAUGCUCAUCGUCAACUUGAUUAUCGUGGCUUUCUUAUGGACUCCUGUUUUACCGGCGCCUUCUGAUCCCCCCUCUUCGCCAAGAUUAUGCUCCAUCCGUACGUGCAGUAAAAGGUCGCAGGCCGGUCCAGGUGCUCUGCCACCCAGUGAUCCCUCUCGAAUUCCCUUUACAUCCACUCGUGGUGUCCCUAAGGAGCACAUCAGCGCCUGGAGCGGCAUGACACUGAAGACACUGAGUACCGCCAUUAGAUGGUUAAACUCGUCCUAUGAAACAUGUGCAAAGAUUGUCGGACUGUCCGCCGACCAAGGGCCCGCAAUUGUCGUCGGCGGGAAUGCGGUGAGGUUUUACCAGGCGGAUCCUCUUAUUACCAUAAACUUCAACAUUAACGAAGUCACUUUUUAUCAACAUAAAUCCAGUUUUGCUACGACUGGCAAUAUUGGACGGAACAUUGAUAGACUAAUGCAAAACCUUUGCAGCGACGAUAAAGAUGGAUACGUAGCGGCAGUUGACUAUCUCGGGCAACUGCACCACAAAUUCGCCAUCGAUCCUACCAUUAAGCAAAAUAGUGACCUCGGGCUGUUUUUGAAAGAUGCGGAUGCGCACAUUCGCGCCAUCGCUGCUUGUAUUUCUCACCAUCAGUGGACUAACGACAUCUACGUGGCCAUUAUGCAGCCCCUUCGCUAUAUUCGGUGGUCAACAUGGCAUGCGGGUCAAGCAUACUCGUUGCAACGCAACUGCUUCCGACGUGCAGAUCCAGACGAUGGUGCUCGUGUAAAAAAUUAAUAUCGGAAUGCCACGAAUUUGUCACGUCAUUUGAAUUUCGUACAAUUCUUAUAGUGGUUUAAUAUGGGGAUAGUGGAUACCCAGACGGCAGCGUGUAGGCAUUCAGCUUUUAGUAUUUCUCUUUUCGCUCAAAAAUGUCAAAUAUGCUAUUAGGAAACCGAAAGUCCAGUUCAUUUUUGAUGGACAUCUUUCGUUUUAGAUGCACCUACUUUUUAAAAAGUAAGACAAAGAACGUUCGGUGGCAACGCUUGCAUGGUGACAGAGAACCGC